Messenger RNA from Mya arenaria, 753 nucleotides. Its product is annotated as extracellular matrix protein A-like. The transcript has a single exon. Bases 1 to 753 code for a protein of 250 amino acids. NCBI's taxonomy places the organism in Eukaryota, Metazoa, Mollusca, Bivalvia, Myida, Myidae. The record is from RefSeq and is a predicted model, not a curated record.
AUGGAACCAUGUGCCCAGGAGAAUGGGACAAUACGCAAACCAUGUGACCAGGAGAAUGGGACAAUGCGCAAACCAUGUGACCAGGAUAAUUGGACAACGCGCAAACCAUGUGACCAGGAUAAUUGGACAAUGCGCAAACCAUGUGACCAGGAUAAUUGGACAACGCGCAAACCAUGUGACCAGGAGAAUGGGACAAUACGCAAACCAUGUGACCAGGAUAAUUGGACAACGCGCAAACCAUGUGACCAGGAGAAUGGGAAAACACGCACACCAUGUAACCAGGAUAAUUGGACAACGCGCAAACCAUGUGACCAGGAGAAUGGGACAACACGCAAACCAUGUGACCAGGAUAAUGGGACAACGCGCAAACCAUGUGACCAGGAGAAUGGGACAAUACGCAAACCAUGUGACCAGGAUAAUUGGACAACGCGCAAACCAUGUGACCAGGAGAAUGGGACAACACGCAAACCAUGUGACCAGGAUAAUUGGACAACGCGCAAACCAUGUGACCAGGAGAAUGGGACAAUACGCAAACCAUGUGACCAGGAUAAUUGGACAACGCGCAAACCAUGUGACCAGGAUAAUUGGACAACACGCAAAUCAUGUGACCAGGAUAACGGGACAACAGGUAAACCUUGUGACCAGGAUAACGGGACAACAGAUAACCCUUGUGACCAGGAUAAUGGGACAACACGCAAACCAUGUGACCAGGAUAAUGGGACAGCGCGCAAAACAUACGACCAGGAGAAUUAG